AUGUUGGCUGUCGUAACAAAAACUGGCGCAAAUACUUUUAUUGGCAGAGCUGCUAAUUUGAUUUCAAUUACUGUUGAACAAGGUCAUUUCCAAAAAGUUGUCAACGCCAUUGGAAAUUUCUUAAUUUUGAUCACUGUUGUUUUGGUUUCUAUCAUCCUUGUCUAUCAAUUGGUUAAAUACAGAGGUACCGAUAAAGGUCAUCCACUCGUUGUAUUAGGACAUGUUUUGGUUUUAACUAUUGCUGCUAUUCCUGUCGGUCUUCCUACUGUCUUGUCUGUAACUAUGGCUGUUGGUGCAAAACAAUUGGCUGCCAAAAAAGUCAUUGUUAAACGUCUUACUGCUGUUGAAGAAAUGGCUUCUGUUUCUGUACUUUGUUCUGAUAAAACUGGCACUUUGACUCUCAACGAAUUGACUUUUGACGAACCUUACCUUUGUCCUGGCUACACAAAAGAUGAUAUUUUACUCUGUUCCUAUUUAUCGGCUGAACCUGGUGCAAACGAUCCUAUCGAAUCUGCUGUUCGUUUUGCUGCUGAAUCUAGUUUGGAUGUAUUAAAGGAUAGGACAAACAAGAAUGAAGUUCCCGGGUACAAAGUCACUGCUUUUAUUCCUUUCAAUCCAACAACAAAAAUGACAAACGCCACGGUUGCAAAUCUGGAUACAAAAGAAGUUUUCAAAGUUGCAAAAGGUGCUCCUCAAGUUAUCAUUAAAUUAGUUGGUGGCGAUGAUGAUGCUGUGCAUGCUGUCAAUGCUUUAGCUAAACGUGGUCUACGUGCUCUUGGUGUGGCUCGUACUAAACCUGGAAAUUUGGAAGACUAUGAAUUGGUUGGUAUGAUCUCAUUAUUAGAUCCUCCUAGACCUGAUUCUGGUGAAACAAUCAGACGUUGUAAAGGAUAUGGUGUGGAGGUUAAGAUGAUCACUGGUGAUCAAUUGAUCAUCGCAAAAGAAGUCGCUCAUAGACUUGGUAUGAAUCGUGUCAUCUUGGAUGCUAAUCAUCUUGUAGAUCCUGAAAAAAGCGAAGAAGAAGUCACCCAACAUUGUGAAAGGGCUGAUGGUUUUGCUCAAGUCAUACCUGAACAUAAAUAUCGUGUGGUUGAACUUUUACAAAAACGUGGCCUGCUUGUUGGAAUGACUGGUGAUGGUGUAAACGAUGCUCCUGCAUUGAAGAAAGCAAAUGUUGGUAUUGCUGUACAUGGUUGCACAGAUGCUGCUAGAUCAGCCGCAGAUAUUGUCUUAUUGGCUCCUGGUCUUUCCACAAUUGUUGAUGGUAUUAUUACAUCACGUGCAAUCUUUCAGCGUAUGAGAUCUUAUGCUUUGUAUCGUAUCACCUCCACCGUUCAUUUCUUAAUUUUCUUUUUCUUCAUCACACUGAUAGAGGACUGGGAGAUGAGUCCAAUUCUUUUGAUUCUUAUAGCUUUGUUGAAUGACGCUGCCACUUUAGUCAUAGCUGUAGAUAAUGCAAAGAUUUCAUCAAAUCCUGACAAAUGGAGACUUGGACAAUUGAUUACUUUGUCAUUGGUGUUAGGUGUACUUUUAACAGCUCUUUCAUUUGCGCAUUUCUAUAUUGCAACUCAUGUUUUUGGAAUUGAUAAAGAAGACGAGAGAUUAGAGACUAUCAUGUAUUUACACAUUUCAUCAGCUCCACAUUUUGUCAUUUUCUCAACUAGAUUAUCGGGAUACUUUUGGGAAAAUUUACCAUCACCAACUUUCUUCAUAGCUGUAAUGGGUACUCAAGUAUUUGCUAUGUUCAUCUCAAUUUAUGGUGCCUUAACUCCUGCUGUUGGAUGGGGAUGGGGUGUUGGUAUCAUAGGAGUUUCAUUGAUAUACUUUGUAUUUUUAGAUAUUGUUAAAGUUGCUAUAUUUAAAUAUUGGUCAUUUGAAUUAACAGCAAGAUUAUGGCCAUCAAAAGCUCAUAAAACCAAGUUAAGUGGUCGUAAAUCAGAUGCUUUAUAUCAAGCCAGAAUUUCUAAAAGUGUUGCAAAAGUACGUAAAGUUCUUUUAAUUUGUAAAGUUUUAUUGGCUUUUGAACAAGCAAAGAAAUUAAGCACAAAGAAAGCUAUUGCUGGACCAUCGACAUCAUCAUAA
Entrophospora sp. SA101 is the source of this 2082-nucleotide messenger RNA. The record is from the annotation of a GenBank genome assembly. NCBI's taxonomy places the organism in Eukaryota, Fungi, Glomeromycota, Glomeromycetes, Entrophosporales, Entrophosporaceae.